AUGGGACAUUUCGCAUGGAUUAAAAAUCUAUCGCAGUUAGUGAGCAAGCAGCUGAAUAAGCACAACGGUCGAAAAUACAUCUGUGAUCGAUGCCUUCAUUAUUUUUCAUCUCAUGAGAAGCUCCAAUCACAUGAGGUGGAUUGUGGCGAGAUGAACGAUUGCGCGAUUCUGCUGCCUAAUGCACAUGACAAAUGGUUGGAAUUCAAGAACGUGAAUCGAAAGGAGCUUCUACCGUUCAUCGUGUAUGCCGACCUCGAGUGCAUUUUGAAAAAAACCACGGCUGAAGAUAUGGACCGCAAUAAAUAUCAACAUCACCAAGUCUUCAGCGUGGGAUACUACGUCAACUGCUCGUAUGACGAAUCAUUGUCAGGGUAUCACACACAUCGGGGCGAGGACUGCGUUCAAUGGUUCGUACGUAGAUUAGAACAAUUGGCGAAACAAGUAGCAACCAUUUUAUAUACCAUCAUUCCGAUGAAAGAAUUGACUCCACAAGAGUGGCGAAAAUUCCGAGAAAAUACGGAAUGUCAUAUCUGUGAGAAACCAUUCGUACUGGGUGAUAUUCGAGUACGCGAUCAUUGUCAUUUAACAGGCAAAUUCAGAGGUCCAGCGCAUCAAGACUGUAAUUUAAAAUAUCAAGAGUCUUUCUUCAUCCCCAUAGUUUUCCAUAAUUUGUCGGGUUACGAUGCUCAUUUUAUCAUCAAAGAAGUAGCUACGGCGUUCAAGGGGAAAACUGAUUUACUACCUAUAACGAAAGAAAAGUAUAUUUCUUUUUCGAAAACCGUUAUAACUUCGAAAGAUCAUAGAAAAAAUAUUAAGUUGCGCUUCAUUGAUUCAUAUAGAUUUCUGAACACAAGUCUUGAUAAAUUAGCAUCUUUCUUGACUCCUGAUCAACUCACGGUUUUAAAAUCUGAAUUCCGAGAUACCGAUAAUUUCAAUCUGUUAACGCGAAAAGGUGUAUUCCCAUACGAGUACAUCGAUAGCUUUGACAGACUGGAGGAAACGGCACUUCCACCGCGAGCAUCAUUCUAUAGUUCUUUAACCGAUUCAACGGUAUCGGAAAAUAAGUACGCUCAUGCUUUGACCGUUUGGGAGCGAUUUUCCACUCAAACACUUGGAGAAUACAGUGAUUUAUAUUUAAAAACCGAUGUUUUAUUGCUAGCUGACAUUUUUGAAAAUUUUCGUAACACCUGUUUGAAAAGUUACGGUCUCGAUCCCGCAUAUUAUUAUACACUUCCUGGAUACACCUGGGAUGCAAUGAUGCGAUACACAAAGAUCAGAUUCGAAUUGCUCACAGAUAUUGACAUGGUCUUAUUUAUGGAAAGAGGCAUUCGUGGAGGUCUAAGCCAAUGCAGUGGUAGAUAUGCCCGCGCCAAUAAUAAAUACAUGCCAUCUUAUGAUCCGUCGGAACCGUCUACGCGUACCGGCGAGGUCGGGCUGGGCGCCAGGUACCAAAGUACCGUCGGAAUACCGACUUAUUUUUCGCCCUACCUCGCCAAAUACGACCUUCCGAGCCACCCGACACAGGUGACCGAGGACGGUCCGGCUACUCAGCUCCAACUGAGGUACGAAGUGGUAGAGGGGCUGGCCCAAGGUGAGAGUAACAACACGAGGUAA
Molecule: messenger RNA, 1614 nt
Organism: Venturia canescens
Lineage: Eukaryota; Metazoa; Arthropoda; Insecta; Hymenoptera; Ichneumonidae
Exons: 3
Coding region: 1-1614 (537 amino acids)
Biological process (GO): DNA replication
Molecular function (GO): DNA binding; nucleotide binding; DNA-directed DNA polymerase activity
Source: RefSeq, a predicted model, not a curated record